GGAUGUGAUAUUCACAGUCACACAAUCCGCUUCAUCACGAUGACUAGCCUACAACUUGCUGCUCUGUGCUGCCUCUUCCUGGCCUACCUCACGGUGGCAGAGAAGUUGCCUGGUCAUCGUGGUUACAACUACGAUCCUCCAGCCACACAUUUCAAUCCUACAGCCCCGACUUACUACAUUCCUCCCCAGAAAGCCUCCGCAUCUUCUCACUCUACCUUUAUCCCUGCCCACUCCGCUUUGAUUCCCCCCAAUAGAAACCACGAGCGCCCUAGUUUUCCCCAAGAGGCUCUCACCCACACACAAGUUCUUGGGUCACCUAACUCCCACAUUCUCGGCUCAUCCCACUCUCAAAUUUACGGCUCCCCUCAGUCACAGUUUCAUAGCUUUCCUCAAUCUCAGAAUCGGAAAUCGCCCCACGCUGCCUCCAGGCCCAGCUACAACCAUCAGCAAGAAAACCUGAAACCCAUGCCUUUCGGAUAUGGUUAUGGAGUGAGCGACGCUCACAAUGGCAUCGACUUCGGCCACAACACGAACUCCGAUGGCAAGGUGACCACCGGCGAGUACCGCGUCCUCCUCCCCGACGGCCGCACCCAGAUUGUCACCUACACCGCCGACUACAAUGGCUACCAGGCUGAAGUCAACUACGAGGGAGAAGCUCGUCCCUACGAGCCCCAGCCUCAGGCAUCCUACAACCAGCCCCGUCCAACCUACGAGCAGCCUCAGCCUCGUCCUACCUACGAGCAGCCUCAACCCAAAACACCUACCAGGCUCCGCAGCAGCCCCAGCGCGGCUACGGCUUCUAAGGAGAACGUUGUGCAGCGAACGAAUUUCAUACGCGUAUUAUAAGUUGACCUCCGAUAACUUAUUCAGUGCCUUUACUACGCUUCAGUGACAAUUUCGUGUAUAUACCGAAAAAGUAAAUUCGAACAUUCGUG
Molecule: messenger RNA, 935 nt
Organism: Hyalella azteca
Lineage: Eukaryota; Metazoa; Arthropoda; Malacostraca; Amphipoda; Hyalellidae
Product: pro-resilin
Exons: 4
Coding region: 40-846 (268 amino acids)
Cellular component (GO): extracellular matrix
Source: RefSeq, a predicted model, not a curated record